ACCAGAGCGGGAGCGGGAAACUCCCCUCGUCCCGUUUGUUAUAUGAAGUCUCAAAGGGAAGAGGGUGGGCUUUCUUAAAAGGGAAGGCGCGACGGGGCGAGUGGCGCGGCUCCACCUUAAGCGGCGCAGUGAAGGGAGGCUCCGGGAGGAGAAGGAAGGAAGAGGCGGAGGCAACAGCGCCUCCUUAAGCGGCUCGCGGGUCCCGCUCGGGCGGUGCUGCUGCUGCUGCUGCUGGUAGAAGAGGAGGAGGAGGCGGCGGCGCGUGCGGCUGGGGGAGGGGGGAGAGGAGGGAGCGAAGAGGGAGGAGCUCGCGCUGCCCGGACCAGCCCGCGCGCCACUGCCGCUGCCGCUCCUUUUCCUCGCGGCAGCAGCAGCAGUAUCGGCGGAGCGUCUCUACUUGGCGGCGCGCGCUGAGGCCGAGGCGGAGCGGCGCGCGGGGCCCGCGAAGCCCCCAGAGGGAGGGAGAGGGCGAGGGAGGCGCCGGCGCCGGCCCUUCCUCCUCCUCCGCCUGCUCUUCGUCUUGCCUCUCCUCCUCGGCCAUGGCGGGCCCCGCUCCCCCUCCUCCGGGCCAGGAGGCGCCCCGCUACCAGGAGUGGAUCCUGGACACCAUCGACUCGCUGCGCUCUCGGAAGGCGCGCCCGGACCUGGAGCGCAUUUGCCGCAUGGUGCGCCGCCGCCACGGCCCGGAGCCCGAGCGCACCCGCGCCGAGCUGGAGAAGCUCAUCCAGCAGCGCGCCGUGCUCCGCGUCAGCUACAAGGGCAGCAUCUCCUACCGCAACGCCGCCCGCGUCCAGCCGCCCCGCCGCGGGGGCACGGGGGUGGCAACGGCAGCGGCGCCCAACGCCAACGCUAGCAACGCCGCCGCCUCCCCGCAGCAGCAGCAGCAGCGCCCGGCCCGCGCCUCCCCGCCCAGCGCCAACGCCGCCGCCGCCACGGCGCCCCGGUCUUCGCAGAGAGCGCCGCCCGCGCCCCCUCCUCCUCCUCCGCCGCCCCCUCCGCCGCCUCGUCGGACCGGACGGGAGCGCCCGCCGCCGCCGGCCUCCUCCUCCUCCUCGUCGUCGUCCCCCUCCCCGGCGGUGGAGGAGCCCGCCCCGGUCAGCCUGCGGGAGAUUGCGCGCUACUUGGGCGGCGAGGGCGGCGCCGCCUCCUCCGCCUCCGCCUCGUCGUCCUCCUCCUCCCCGGGGCCCGGCCGGGUGACGAGGGGCCGCGCGCAGGGGCUGCUCCUGCUCCAAGAGGAGCGCCUCGACAAGAGGGCCGGCGGCAGCAGCAGUGGCGCUGUCGCCUUGCCCAGGGCGGACUCCAGAGGCGCGCAGGCCCGAGCCGCCCCCUCUGCCAGGGCGCCUAGGAACAAGAAGGUGGGUGAAGAGGUCAAAGGUGAAGAGGAAGAGGAGGACGAAGAGGAAGAAGAAGAGGAUGAAGUCUCCACGAUGUCAGAAGGCUCAGAGGUGGCACAAGAGUAUGAGGCCAACAACUACACCCGACCUGGGAUUGGCCAGCUGAACGGGGACUGUAAAGACAGGCAUGGCGGGAAAGAGAUCCCGCCCAGCAGUGGCUUCAACAGAGACCUGCGCUCCCUUGAGGAGCAGCCCUUGAGCAAAGGAUUGGACCGGCCCCACCAUGAAGGAAGCGAGCAGUGCCACACAACAAAGGCCUCUUGGCUGGGAGAAAGUGCCUGUCGUCAUCUGGGAAGUGGCAAGAAAGAGAGCAGCGCUGCCUAUCAGCAGCCAGACAGAGCAGUAUCACCAGCUGUUGCAGGUACUGAUCCCUCUGUGCCCUCUUCUCCUGGGAGACCAGGCAUCCAGGCAGAUGGGAGACCCUUCAGCUGCAUCUCAGUGAAGGAGAAGCCUUCUGAUCCAGUCGAAUGGACUGUGGGUGAUGUUGUGGAUUAUUUCACAGAAGCUGGGUUUGCUGAACAGGCAUCUGCCUUUCAAGAGCAGGAGAUUGAUGGGAAGUCUCUGUUGCUGAUGCAGCGCACUGAUGUGCUGACAGGCCUGUCCAUCCGCCUAGGUCCUGCCCUCAAGAUCUAUGAAUAUCACAUCAAGGUGUUGCAGCAGUGCCACUUUGAAGAGGAUGAGGGUGAUUCCUUCAUGGGCUGAGGAAAAUGGGCACAUCUUGUGAAGGGGUGGGAAAGGGGGACAUACUGAAAUGUAACAUGGGCUCCUCCAGCUGCUGCUGUCUCAGCCAUUUCAACCUCCCUCUGACUUCUUGAGAGCAAGACAAUGUCAAUGGGGGAACAGCAAAAACUUUGACCAGAUAUUGUGAGAGGAGGGAGGCAGAAAUGAUGAACACACUGGCCUUAGGGCUUCUGAACCUUGAUUGUCCAGAGGGGGUGAAAAAGCAAGGUUGGGAGGCCUACAAAAUCAUUUUCUUCUCCUGUCCUGUAUUAUCUAUUCUAAGCUAUUUUCACUUGCCAUAGUGCAUUGUCUGUAUUGGGAAAGGUAGGAGAGAAAUAUGGUUUUGAUCUCCUUUUCCCGGCCUCAAUUUAAUUGAAAUAGUACAUGCUUCAGCAUCCCUCUCUGCUCUCCCCUCUCCUAUCACAGUAGCACUUGAUGGCCCUAGCUUCCCCCUUCUUUGUUGCUGUGAUUGACAAAACAAAAAUAGAGCCUGCUGGAGGUGUCAAGAGGCUUUAUUCAAAUACUUUUUUAUUCUCUUUUCUGUUUGGGUAGGCUUUUCUUACAAUUUUCAUGGUCGUUGCCCAAAGUCAACUGCUUUUUAUUAUUAUUUCUUCCUUCCCAUUUUAAAAAAAUAUAAAUAUUUAAACUGGAAAAAUACCUGAUUGAUUUAAUUAUCCCAGAACUGUCAGUUUUGUUGAAAAGGUUAACAGGAUAUGCAUUUAAGGGAUAGAUGUGUGUGUGUGUAAGGAAGGUGGAAGUUCUGCAUUCUGUUUGUGGGGUUGGUAAUAAAAUGUUUGAUUUUUUCAAGGGAAAGGCCUAGAAAGGGGUAUAAAGUCUAUUCUGCCUGCUCUUAAAGGUAGACCUGAGGAAUUCUGACAGCUUCCAGUUUUGCAAUUGACUGGAGUUAAAAUCCAUUAACCAUUGCACAUCCACAAUAAAGUCAAGAACUAUGAAGAAUGAUGGCAGAGGGGAUUUGUGUCACAUACACAAAACAUACAGGUCAGGUAGUACUCUUACAUACGAGCUGUAGUAGUCCAUAUCAGCAGUGUAAAUGCUUUGGUUUUUUUUAAGGAGUGGGAAGGGCAACUGGUCAGGAACAUUAUUUUCUAUGAAGGAAACAAAUUGGUGGUACAUUUUGUUACCUAGGAAUGAUCCUUUUUUUAUUCAAGUCAUGAAGGUAGGUCAUAGGAAUAUGAGGUGCUGGUGCAGCAUCCACAGUAAAAUGUGUUCCUUGGCACACAUCUUGUAAUAAAACUGUACUGUUUGCUAAGGAAAUACUUGUUAAUCAAAUUAAUGUGAAGCUAAUAUAACUGCAAUGGUUUUGCAUAAAGAAGAAUCAAAACUUCAUUGAGAGUGCUGGCAACUCUUGUUUAUCAGAUAUUUGGGGCCAUAUAAAGAGCUUCAUUUCCCAAGAGUUUCUUGUUUGGGAGCUGUGACAGAUGAAAUCUGAAACUGGUUUAAAUAUGGGAUGUAGGCAGGCCAUUAUUGUAAUGUGACAAUUUAUGGGAUGGGCAGUUCACCUGCCCUGUUCUGUUGUUCACAGAACAUCCAGAAUUUUAUGUAGCUAGAAACACCUCUUCCCUAUGCAUUCCUAGAAGAGUGCAGUGGUAAAUAAGGGGCACACUAAAUUUAUGUUCUCAGUUUUUUUCUUUGGAUCCAGGAGGGCUAGAAACCUGCUGUUUGAAAUUUGAAAUCAGAGGUUCUCAAUGUUGUAGCACAAAAGUGCCUCAGGGGCUUACAUACUGGCUGCAUGUUGCCCCCUGUUGCACUAGACCCUACUAUUUUGUCCAGAGCUGGGAAUAAAAAAAAAGAUUUUUGGGUUCUAACAUGUCUUACCCCAUGUAUUUUUUCGUUGCAUUGGUACUCAGUUGUCAAAGGACAGUGGUAGGUAGUGUGAUACAUUGUAGGCACUAGAGUGGAUGGCCAGUGCUGGUGGAUCUUUGUUCUCUUUUUGGGAGUGGUGGGCACUUCUUUCGGUACCAGAUAUGGUAUUGUUGACUAGACAGGAUGGGAAAAGGAAGAAGGAAUGGAUGCAUUAAUGGUUUGGUUGUGCCAAAAUUUAACCACAGAUUAUAAAGGAUUUUUGAAAAUCAUUUAUUUUCACAUUCUGGUUGUGAUGUAUGGCCUGUUAACUUUGACUCGUCUUAGGGCAGGGGAGAGCAAACUAUGGCUCUCCAAAUGUUGCCAAACUGCAAUUCCCAUUGGUGAGAAGUUCAAGGAAUUGCAAUUCAAUUAGUAUCUAAAGGCCUUUGGCCUUCCUGGAUUCAGUCCUUUGUCCACCUUAAUCUGGUUAUCUCAUCCAGGUUUCAAUUAAAUUGAUCAAUUCAGGUAGUGCUAAGUUCCUCUAUAAACCCCAGAUAAAAGUACGUUGUGUUUCUUGUCUUGAAGAUGUUAGUGUGGGAAAAAUGCAAGCUGAAGUUUUGCAACACAAGAAGGAUUGACAGAAUUUGUGAAAGAGCUGAUACAGCUUCUAGUAUUAAGCACCAAUUUUUCACAGAUGUUCUGUGGGGUAGCCUAAGGCCAGAUCUACCUGUGCUGGUGACAAAACUCUUAGUUAAGUAAGUUCUGUGCUUGUUGAACUGUGACAGUCUUAUAUCGUGUCUUUAGAUCAUAACAGCUCUUGGAAAUAUGGAAGGAAAAACAGCCACAACCAAGGACAUGCCACAUUGUCACUUGGGCAUGUAGCAAAUAGUUCACAGUGCUUAAUGCACCAUGCAUUAAAUACUCAGAAAAUUCCAUCUUAUGGUGGGCAAUAUGUCAAUUUUAGUGGGCAAACCUCUAAGUGAAGAUAGAUAAACACCAAUUGCUUAGGAAUCAAUUGUGAUGAGGAAGAAAUAGUGACAUUUUAAUUUCAAUGCCUGAUCAAAAACUGCUCCAUCAUUUUGGGUGAUUUGCCAUCCAACACAGAUUUGCUAAAUAAAUCUGCCUUUACUCAGAUGGAUUGGUGAAAGCUAGGUGCUGGGGCUCCCAGGAUCAUGCACCACCUCUCCUGUACAAUUGUUGAUUCACUGAGUUAGAGAUACUUCCCCAAAACAGUUUUAAACUUGGGUUUCAGUUGGAGAGCAAAAUCACAAGAGCCUCUUAAAGCCAGAUUGCAGAACUUGGCUGCUGUAGAAUAAGGGGUUGAAUGAUGAAGCCAGUAGGGUGUGUGGUGAAAUAUGAAACUCAAUGCGCUUGUAAUAAGAAGCAAGUAUCUUGAAACAAAGAGGGGCUAUAUUCCCAUCUGAAGAAAACAUAGGUGGUGGUGAUUUAGAAAAGAAAUAUAUCUUUCUAACAGAUUGCAUGUAACUUCCCAGCUAUGCUUUAGGUUGCUCCCUUACUAAAGGCCUGUCUAGUCCAGUUUCCAGAUUGUCAAGCAAGAUAACCAUAGGAAACCUCAAGCAGGACAAGGGCACAUUUGCACCCUCAUCCACCUGUUCCUUAGCCACUGGUGUCCAAGGUGGGAGAUAAGAUGUAGUCAUCAUGCCUGGAAGCCAUCGAUAACUGCCCCCUAACAGAAACUUCAUGGAAUGAAAAUAACUAAGGGUUUGUACAAUCUCUUUAUUGGUGACGAUAGCUGUCCCAUACAUGUUUCCUCAGAGUUCUUGUUAAGUUCCAACAAUGUUUUAUCCUAUGCAGGAUUGCUACAUAUCAGUGGCUUGUCUGAAUUUUUGUGCCUCUUAUCUACCUUUGCUAUUUUCUGUGCCAUUAGCAUUUAAGAAUAAAAAAGAGGGAGGGAGGGUGAAAAGAAGAAAUAUAACAGUGCCUUUAUGGAUAAUUGGUUUUAAUUUUGUUUGUGCUUUUUGUGGAUAUAAAUCCAUUUCAUCAGAUGCAGUACUAAAUGAUAAUAAAUGUUUAGAUAAAAAGAAUGUUCAUAUAGUUUUGGGAGUGGAAUAAAACUGUAUCCAAAGUGGUUUAUGUCCACAAAAGCUGAUGCAAAAAUAAAACCGUUUUUUAACACUGCUAUGUUCCUUUUCUCCCCUUCUUUUUUAUGCAGCAAGAGACUAACAUGGCUACUUUAUUAAAAAGUAGUCGAUCCUCCAUAUCCAUGAAUUCUUCAUCCAUGGAUUCAACUAUCCACAGCUCGAAAACAUCACUAAAAAUCUGAAAGGCAAGCCUUGAUUUUGCCAAUUUAUUUUAGGAAUAGCAUUGUAUUAUGCCACCAUAUAUAAUGAGAUUGAGCAUUCAUGGAUUUUAGUAUACACUGCAGGUCCUGGAACUAGGCCCCUGUGGAAUUGAGAGCCCAUUGUAUAGUAUAUAAAAAGACAUGAGUAGUUGAGGUGGGAUUUUAUAAAGGGAUCCUUUCAGAACAAGAGGUAUUGAUUUAGCUUCUGGCACUCCAACAAAUAUAGAAACAGUACUGCUUGCAGCCACAACUUGCCUCCGAAAUCCAGGAUAUUUAGUAUUUGUUUUAGAAGACACAUAUACAUCCAUUGCUUAUGGUUGAAAAUAACCAUAUUUUCCUUUAAUGUGUGCCUUGUGACAAAGGGGAGAAAACCCAAGGAUUUCCAGCUUUUUAAAUAGUAAAAACAAAUGUUGAGGGAAAUGGAGAGACAAGAAUGCUCUGUAUUGUGGCACUAUUAUACAGUAUUCAAGACCAACAUAAGGAAAGACUGUCCAAUGAUGUAUCCGUGUUUACUAUUUUGGGUACCAGACACAUAUAAGACUCUCUCUCCUGAAUCAUCCUCAGCCAAUGUUGCCACUGGGCACGCUAGCUGGAGAAAAUGAGAUUAAUAGUCAUGACAAGGCAGGAUGUCUAUCAACUGGAAAAGCUGCAUGUUCAUAGGAAUGUUUCUGGGUACCAAAAUUCAGAAUCAGAAAAUAUGGGGAAAGGACAUUAAAUUUGAGUGGCUAACAGCCUUCCUUGUAUGUAGAAAAAAACAAAAGCAGUAUAUUUGGGUAGUUUUUAUUCUAAGCACUAAUGAAACUGCAUGGUAGGUGGCUGAAAAUUGGGAAUCCUGUUCAACCCUCCAAUUAAUGUUGUAAAUUGCCUGCCUCCUAGGUUUGUUCUAAAACAUGACCCUGGAAAAACUGAAAUGCCCAACUGCCUGGCUGGAAAAUUCUAAAUAGAAAUGAUUCCAUCUCUCUGAUGGUUCAUAAUAAAAGCAAACAGCACCAUGACUUUUCAGGGUGUUAGAAGAGUGGUUAUAUUUGUGUGCCUGCUGCUUCAAAUGGAAGACUGGGAGUAUUUUAAAUCCCUCAUCAUGUUGGUCUUUUUUGUUUUCAACCUAUGGAGCUUGCAGAUGAGGUCAGCUUUGAGCUUUGCAAUUAUUCUUCCGUCAUUGCGCCAGAGUGUCUUUGGCAACACAGAACCCCAUUCAAAGGGUGAGGCAGGAGGAAAAUUUGGUUUACAUGAUAACUGUUAACUCCUGGCUCUUCUAAGAUGAUUCAUCUGCUCAAGUUGCUAAAGUGUAGGACCUAUUGCUCUUGCUGGAAUCUGUCUUAGAUUAUGUGCACUGCAGGGACACAUAACUCCUGCCAUCUUGCCACAAGUUGGUAAGAUAAUACUAAAUCUUAGGUAUGGUGGGGUACAAAGGAAAAACUACUGAGGAUGGAAAUAGCCUGGCAUAUAUUCUUUCCAUGGUGUAUUAGAGAAUUUUCCCACAAGGGAACAAGUUAUACUAAAAUUGGUUGGAGCAUACACUUUUAAAAAACAUCAGGCAUUGCUGCAUUGUAUGCUUCCAGGAUCUAGAACAGUGGUUCUCAACCUGUGGGUCCCCGGAUGUUUGUGCUUCAACUCCCAGAAAUUCUAACAACGGGUAAACUGGCUAGGAUUUCUGAAAGUUGUAGGCCAAAACACCUGGGGACCCACAGGUUGAGAACCAGUGAUCUAGAAAAUGGUGGUGCUAUUGAGAAUUACAAGAACUCAAAAAUUACUUCCUACCACAACGGUGAUCUCAUCUGAAGGUUUUGACAGAGACUCCAUAUUUGCAGACCACUAGAUCUUGUGUAAAGCUUGCCAGUUUGCCAAAUGUGCAAAAUCCUAUAGAUGUUCAUAAUCCCCCCCCCCCCCAAGUGUUGCACAAAGUAAAGUUUAUGCAUUACAGUAUAAAACAGAAAAGAUAGGUUGAAGGGGAUAAGCAUGAUUCAAGGCAUGGAGGACUUCAAGCUACUGCCUUUCCCCCUCCUGAUUCCAGGUUAGUUUUGGAGCAGGAGCACUGUGUAUACAUUUCAGUUCCUGUACCGAGUGGGGAUAUUGCUGUGCUCCUUAUUUUUGGGCUGCAACUUCUAACCAACAUGGCAAAUUGUGGAAAGUCAAAUGUUUGGAGGGUUGCACGAUGCCUCACUGUUCUAUGCAGCAUACAGAAAUUACAUCUUUGAAAUGUUACCCUAUCUUGAUUGCAUACCAGGACGAGGCACAUCCACAUUCUGUGCUGCAGAAAGCUAGGACUGCAAGUGCAUAGUUGGUGGGUUAAUUUAAGUUCUUUAUGUUUCAAGUCACCCUGCAAAUUUAAAACCAAUUUAAGAAAUCCAGAACAACAGGCUAGUGUGUUCACAAUUUUAAAAUGUAGUUUAUAGAGCUCAAAUUCCACAGAAUUGGGGAAGGCUACUAUAAUGUUUGACUCAGACAAUAAACGGCUGGUAUUAAAAUA
Molecule: messenger RNA, 8686 nt
Organism: Anolis carolinensis (green anole)
Lineage: Eukaryota; Metazoa; Chordata; Lepidosauria; Squamata; Anolidae
Gene: samd1
Product: sterile alpha motif domain containing 1
Exons: 5
Coding region: 540-2096 (518 amino acids)
Biological process (GO): negative regulation of DNA-templated transcription
Cellular component (GO): nucleus
Molecular function (GO): histone binding; DNA binding; chromatin binding
Source: RefSeq, a predicted model, not a curated record